UCUCCCUGAUAUUCUGUCCCAUCCUGGGACUAAACAUGUGCUGUGUCUUUAAAUGGGCGGAAGUGGCUGGCAGUGCUUUGCUUGGGUACUGCAUUGAUUAGGAGAUUAUAUGGAGCUGCGGGAGCUGCUGCCUGGGGGAAGAGAGGUGCAGGUUCUGCUAGGUUUGUGCUCUCCUCCCAGACUCUCCUUGGCUUCCUUCCCCAAGGCGGUUCGGAGCUGGUAUGAGGUGAGGGUGGGGGGCAGCCGGCCAGCCUGGCUGUUGACGGCAACUCCAGGGCUUGUUUCUCGCAGCCUUGCCAGCAUUACCCAUCCUCAUCAGAAACUGGCAGCGGCAGCCACAGCUCAGGCAGGCGGCUCCAGCCCCAGGCUGGAUUUGCAGAAUCUGUCCUUCACCUCCAAGCCCAGCUUUCAGUUGGGAGACGGGGAAGUAGGGGCAGUGGCAGCGGUUCUUCUGGCUCUUUCUCUCUUUCUCUUUCUGUGUUCAAGUCACAUUACAUGGGAUUCUGUUCUUUUGGGACUUCGUCAUCUUUUCCAAUAUGUCCUGGGACCUCCGGAGCUGUAAUGGGGAUGCUAAGGACACGGUCAGUGGAUUAUCGUGACUGUACUAAUGAAAGGAUUCAAGCUAUCCUGCACUGCCAGUAACUCCAACCGCAGCACGCCGGCCUGCUCGCCCAUCCUCCGGAAGCGGUCUCGCUCGCCAACCCCGCAGAACCAGGACGGAGACACCAUGGUGGAGAAGGGCUCAGAUCACUCCUCAGACAAGUCCCCGUCCACACCGGAGCAGGGCGUGCAGCGCAGCUGCUCCUCCCAGUCCGGCCGGAGCGGCGGCAAAAAUUCCAAGUCUCACAAGCGCCUCUCAAAAAAAAGCCAGAGUUGGUAUAAUGUGUUAAGCCCCACCUACAAGCAGAGAAAUGAAGACUUCAGAAAGCUCUUUAAGCAGCUUCCAGACACGGAGCGCCUCAUUGUUGAUUACUCAUGUGCACUCCAAAGAGACAUUCUCCUUCAGGGCCGACUCUACCUCUCUGAAAAUUGGAUCUGCUUCUACAGCAACAUCUUCCGCUGGGAAACUCUGCUGACAGUCCGUUUGAAAGACAUCUGUUCCAUGACUAAAGAAAAAACAGCUCGCCUCAUUCCCAAUGCCAUCCAAGUUUGCACUGAUUCAGAAAAGCACUUCUUCACUUCAUUUGGGGCCCGGGAUAGGACGUAUAUGAUGAUGUUCCGGCUCUGGCAGAAUGCCCUCCUUGAAAAGCCUCUGUGUCCCAAGGAGCUCUGGCACUUUGUUCACCAGUGCUAUGGGAACGAGUUGGGCCUGACCAGUGAUGAUGAGGACUACGUGCCCCCUGAUGAUGACUUCAACACAAUGGGAUACUGUGAAGAGAUCCCUGUGGAAGAGAAUGAAGUGAAUGACAGCUCAUCCAAGAGCAGCAUAGAGACCAAGCCAGAUGCCAGUCCACAGCUGCCCAAGAAAUCCAUCACCAACAGCACGCUGACAUCCACAGGGAGCAGUGAGGCCCCUGUCUCGUUUGAUGGGCUGCCCCUGGAGGAGGAGGCACUGGAGGGAGACGGGUCCCUGGAGAAGGAGCUUGCCAUCGACAACAUCAUGGGGGAGAAGAUUGAAAUGAUCGCCCCCGUGAACUCGCCUUCACUGGACUUCAAUGACAAUGAGGACAUCCCCACUGAGCUCAGUGACUCUUCUGACACACACGAUGAAGGGGAGGUCCAGGCCUUCUAUGAGGACCUGAGUGGCCGGCAGUACGUGAAUGAAGUCUUCAACUUCAGCGUGGACAAGCUCUACGACCUCCUGUUCACCAACUCGCCCUUCCAGCGGGACUUCAUGGAACAGCGGCGCUUCUCUGAUAUCAUCUUCCAUCCAUGGAAAAAGGAGGAGAAUGGAAACCAGAGCCGAGUGAUUCUUUACACCAUCACCCUUACCAACCCUCUGGCUCCCAAAACUGCCACUGUCAGGGAGACACAGACCAUGUACAAGGCGAGCCAGGAGAGUGAAUGUUACGUGAUAGAUGCCGAAGUCCUCACCCACGACGUGCCCUACCACGACUACUUCUACACAAUCAAUCGCUACACCCUCACCCGCGUGGCUCGGAACAAGAGCCGACUCAGGGUCUCCACAGAGCUGCGCUAUCGAAAACAGCCCUGGGGGUUAGUGAAAACCUUCAUCGAGAAGAACUUCUGGAGUGGGCUGGAGGACUACUUCCGCCAUUUAGAGAGUGAGCUGGCCAAAACGGAGAGCACUUAUUUGGCUGAGAUGCACAGACAGUCCCCCAAAGAGAAGGCCAGCAAGACUACGACGGUGCGGAGGAGGAAGCGUCCCCAUGCCCACUUGCGAGUCCCUCACCUAGAAGAGGUGAUGAGCCCAGUCACCACACCCACGGAUGAGGAUGUGGGCCACAGGAUCAAACAUGUGGCAGGUUCCACGCAGACGCGGCAUAUCCCUGAGGACACUCCCAACGGUUUCCACCUGCAGAGCGUGUCCAAGCUGCUUCUGGUUAUCAGCUGUGUGAUCUGUUUCAGUCUGGUGCUGCUGGUCAUCCUUAACAUGAUGCUCUUCUACAAACUCUGGAUGUUGGAAUACACCACGCAGACCCUCACUGCCUGGCAGGGUCUCAGGCUCCAAGAAAGGUUACCCCAGUCUCAGACAGAAUGGGCCCAGCUCUUAGAGUCCCAACAAAAGUACCACGAUACUGAGCUCCAAAAAUGGAGGGAGAUCAUCAAAUCCUCAGUGAUGCUCCUUGACCAGGCCUGGGGUGGGGAUUUCUAUCUUGCAGAUGAAGGACUCGCUCAUCAACCUUCAGAACGGCAUCAGGUCCCGGGACUACACGUCGGAAAGUGAAGAAAAGAGGAAUCGCUAUCAUUGACAAGGCAGGAACAGGGUGACUGCAAGAGGCCUGUGCAAUACAUGUACAUAGACCAUAUAAAUAUAUAUAUAUAAAUAUAUAUAUACAGAAUAUAAAUAUAUAUAUUAUAUACAGAUUUUAAAAAAGAGAUAAUGCCUAUGUACCAGGGAGAAGGAGCGGGACCUCCCGCCCCCUGUGCUGGCCGGAGCAGCGUUUUCCUAUGGUGGAGCGGCUGAGGAGGGCAGGAACCGCCUCUCAGCACCAACCUCCCCUGAUCUCCCUCCUCCCACCCUCUGUUCCCCACCCCUUCCCUUGCUGACCAUUCUUGGCUCUUAGAAAGGAAAUGUUGUUGAGCCAAAAUUAUGCCCGUGAAGACCCUAGGGUCUCAAAAAGAAGUCUCAAGUGGGCAUUGCUUAAGGUGCUUCAUUCCCUAAUCCCCUUUUGAUUUGUUUCCAAAAUAAAAGAGAAUCUUUUCUUCCCUACCCCAGGCUUCCCCAGGCGUUCUCUUGGGAACACAGAAGCAUCAAGGGAGCCCAAUCUAAACUCAUAGGGCUGGCUACCCACUUGAUCUAGACUGUACUGAGCGUCAGGUGGAGAGGAUGCUUGGAAAGCUAGGAAGGCUGCAUUGUGGGGUGGCAGGCUCCCGAGACUUGUGUUCUGAAGGAUGCUCUCCUCCAUCACCCCUGCACCUUCCUCCGACCUGUGUAGGGUGUGGACCCACUAAGGGCUGGGAAUUUCUUACCCCACCCGCUUUCUCUCUGGUCUUCUCCCAGGCUGGAUCUGGGCAAAGUGUCACUUUUUAGUGCCUAAAUUCCUAUUGUUUCUUUGUGCCCUAAGAGCACAUUGUUUAUUAGCCAGGGUGGAGCAUUUUCGACCUUGUUAAACCUCUUUUAGUGCAAGUCAGGUCUAUGGCUCUGCGGCCUUUGCUUGGAGCUGUCAGUGUGAUUUCCAGGAUGAGUCAGGGUGUGCUGGGCCCUCCAGGAUUUGAGAAAGGGAGAGAAAGCCCUCACCACAUCCAGGGUGCAGGGUCUACCCACAGAACACUGUGAGUGGUGAGCGCCAAGAUGGGUAGCCAGCAUCAUUUGUUCUUGGAACAAACCAGCAUUAGCCAAUGGAGACAAUUGUCUGAGACAGUUUGCAUGUGGAAAAAGCAUCUAAGCCAUUGGAAGGACUUGGCAAAGGUGCAUGUCUUUGGGCAGGAAAAGGGCAAGUGAAAUCUAUGUCCCCAGGGAGCCAAACAUUCCAAAUCCUGAGUUUCUCAGACUUGGGAAUGGGGAUUCUGGCAGGGGAUGGAGUACAAAUCCUGCUCUGGUCUCUGGCCCCAGAGAGGUGUAAGAUCAUUAAGGAGUAGAAGACACUAGCUCUAAAAAGGGAGACAUUCAGGGCCUUUUCAGCGUUGGCCCAGUAGCACCAUGCAUUUAUCUGAAUUCACAGGGCCCUUUGGGCACAUUCACCAUCCCUCAUACACUAAAUACUAUUUCUUCAUAUCAUGACCGAAAGAGUCCCAGCAGCUCCAGGCAGAGCUUGUGGAGAUGCAUGAAACAGUCACAGCCAGUUUGGCAUGCAGAGCUCUUCAGGCUUGCUUGAUCUUCUCCUGGGCUUCUUGAUGCAGGUACAGAAGGAACCCCAGAUGUCCUAGACGUCCUAGGACAUCAGCCCAAAGGACAAAGGAUUUUAUCACUCAUUUACCCCCAAAGAUAAAGUUGUAUUUUUCUCUUAGAAUGGCCUUUGACUCCCUGUGGCAGUUACAGUUUUUGACUUUUCCAUGUGAGAAUAAGGCCUUGAUAUUUCCCUAAGGGCAGGAUCAGAAAACAGGAAGGUCCAAGCCCAGAUCAUCCUCCAAGGGAGGAGGAUGAGGAGCCUCCAGGUCAUCCGCUAGAGUAGAUAUUCCUCCCCUAGAGGAGGAGAUGGGAGGAAAUGCAGUUUCAUGUAAUACCUGUGAAGAGUGCAUAUGCCCACCAGCCAGUGGGUCCUUGUUCCGUUCUUGUCCAGGACCUCUGGCGAGGGACACGGGAAGGGAUCAAGGGUCAUGGGCCCUGAGCCAAAGAAGGAGGCAUGGUACAGAUUGCCGAAAGUCUCCCCCUGGGCACAGCCAGAAGCCAAAACUAUUCCCAGGAACAUUUUGAAUGCAAAAAUUGUAAUUUUUUGAAUUUCUUUCAUACAUAAUUGUUUACUGAAGAUAUUUAAUUAUUAAAGGUGCCGUGGUGGGACCUUCAGGAUGACUUAAAAAAGGUUCUUUGCUGGGAGUCGAGUGACAGUGCAGACGUGGCCGCAGGGAGUUGUUUUGCGUCUGCUUUACCUCUCAGGACCAUUCUUAGGAGGAGGAGGUGGCAGGGAAGGCAGCACUGAGUGUGUCAGAAGAACCCUCCUGGUUUUUUAGUGAUUUGAACCCAGUAGAUGAUGUGUGCCUAUAGGGAAUGUCCUUUAAGAAUCACGGAUUUCUUGUGGGCUCUCUCUGUUCUAAUAAUUUUUUGACUAUCACACCAGGAGAAAACCAACAACUCUAUUUGUUCCCAAACAAAAUCUCUUUCCCCUUAGUAACUUGUGAAAGAGAUGUUAACUCACCCUUGCAGAUAAGUGAAACAAAUAAAUAGCAUUGUAUUCCUGGCCAGUAGCCUGGCAAGUUGGUGUCUGCAAGAGAGCAUCAAAAUCACUACUUCUUAUGUAAUUUCUUCUAGCCAGUGCUUUUUUGUUUGGUUUUUGUUUACUGGGGACACACAGGAGUCUUUCUGUAAUGAUUUAAGUGGUAAAAUGUUAGAGUUUGCACUCAAUUUUAAAGAAUUUGCAGUUUUGAACCAGGUGAAGAACAGCUAUAGGAUGUAAAGUUUCAUUACAGCUUACUGUGAAAGAAUUGACAAGCCUGGCCAUCCACCUCUCUGGAGACAAGAGGAUUACAUCUCAGGCCAGCAAGAUCAACUGCAUGAAACUCUGUAUAAGAGCACUGCACUGACAGUUGGGAAACCUGGGCCUGGGUUCUGACUCUUUCAUUGACAAAUCUCUGUGGCCUUGGGCAAGUCAGUCCCCCUCUUUGAGCUUCGGUAUCCUCCUGUCACAGGAAGGAGUUGGGCUAGAUCACCUUUAAGGUAGGUUCUAGCUUUGACAUCAUCUUGGGGGGUAGGCCAGAGGCUGGGAAGGCUGGGUGGACUUUGUCAGUUGCUCUGCUAGGAGGGAACAAGCCCAGAGGCUGAAGCUUCCCAGUAUUUAGAGGCGUGGUGUAGCAGUGUCUGCGUUAAAGUUUAUUCUUUAAGUGGCUAGGAGGGCUGGGGAGGCCCAGUGGUGCAGAGAGAGAGAGAGAGAGAUCAAGCUUGAUGUAUUGCUCAGUAUUCACCUAGAAGGGCGUCUUCCUUCUUUGGCCUAGUUUGCGAAGGGAUCUUCCUUUGGACUCUCUUGGGAGAACAUUCUUUCCGAUGGAACCCAUCUUCUGUCUCUAGGCUCUGUGAAGCCUUUCACCUAUCUAUCCUUCAUCCCUAUUGGUAGAAGAAACAGUGGAGACAAGCUAUUUCUGGUUGUAGCCCUUCUCUUUUGUCUAGAUGGGGUUUGGAUUCAGUAUGAAGCUUUGGCUAAAACCGUUGGGUUGCCUUAGAGCACUGACACUAAGAACCUGGAAUGACAUGGGGAGGACCAAGAGAGCUGGAGAGGAAUGCUUUGUGAGAAGUGGAUUCUCUCUGUGUCCCUGCCCCCCACCCAAACUUGAACUCUACCUAUUACAGUUCCAGGAUGAGGUCCUGGAGAAAGGACUAGGGGAAGUAUCUUUCUGGAUGCUUGUCGUCCCAGAAGGGUACUUUCUGUGCCAUACCAUGCCACUUCUUUAAGCUCUGCAGGGCAGCCAAAGCCAGCCCUUCUCUCCUACUGCCCUCAGGAGAAAUAGCACUCUUCUCCCUUCCCCCACAUGGCAGGGCUCUGCUCUCCCUACACCUCAUACCCUGCCUGCCUUCUCCAGGAGAAAUCUCCAGGGACCCUUCCUGACUCUCCCCAUCCUCACCACUUGUCUCUAGGCUAUGGGACAAUCAUCCCAUUCACUGCUUGACAUCUUUGACUUUUAUUCCCCCAACCUCCAACAUGUUGGCCCCAAUCCCCUCCACCUCUGUGUUUUCUUCCAGAAGAUGCAUUUUGGGUCUGAGAGGAGCAUUUUCUUGGAAGGCCAUCUUUUAAGGUCCCUGCUUGCUUCCAUGGUGCAGAGCAGGGAUUUGCACACGGUUUUGAGAGCUCACUUCCCACCUCUCUGCCCAGCCUUGUUACCUCACUUCUGCUCUGGUCAUGGCUGUGAAGGGCCCAGCCAGCUCCCUGUUUUGAUGUUCUGUGCGACAGCUCCAGGGUCUUGUGACUUGAGAUCCUCAGCAGGCCUCGUGGCCCAGACUGGAGUCUUGGCUGCUGAUGAGCAGCACCUUGCCUACCGAGAGGAGCUGAUGCUGGACGAUCUCCCCAACUUCUGAAGGCUUAAAGAACAUUGUCAUUUUUCAGCCCUCCUUGCUUCUCUCAGUACAAUAAGACAUUGCAGAAGCAAAAUGGUGGCCUCUGCUCCAGGCAAGGCAGCUGGCUCUGUCUGGGGCAUCGGCCUGGGGCUUGGGUGCCAUGUGCUGAGAUUGCAUAGUCAAAGCAGCCAUUUUUGCCAACAAUCGCUUGUGGCUCUCCACAUUUUCCUCCCCUGCACUCAAGGGCCAGACUACUCUCUGCAUGGACCAGACCAUCUUCCCAAACCCAUGGUGCUUUUUCCCCAAACUCAACCUAGACUCCAAGGUGGGGAGGGAUGGGUCAGAGGCCAUAGUGGCCCCUGGAUAAUCCUGACAUGGGGUGGAGUGGGGUGAGGCAGAGGGCGCAGCCCCAGCACCUGCACUGGGCCGUCUAUGGGAAAGAACGCAGGUCAACUGCAGUUGAGUUGUCUGCCCAUGUGUAUUUGGAUCUAUAACUGUACUUUGCCUGGCGCUGUGCGCAAGGUUGGAACACUUACUGCUAGUACCUAGAAACACACAAGGCUGCCCAGCCAAAUCUUAAUGUAAAGUAGCUAGAGCCAUGGAAGUACAGUAUGAAUUAAAAAGAAAAAGUAUUGAACUACAAAAA
Molecule: messenger RNA, 7910 nt
Organism: Cebus imitator (Panamanian white-faced capuchin)
Lineage: Eukaryota; Metazoa; Chordata; Mammalia; Primates; Cebidae
Gene: GRAMD1B
Product: GRAM domain containing 1B
Exons: 21
Coding region: 608-2848 (746 amino acids)
Biological process (GO): intracellular sterol transport
Cellular component (GO): endoplasmic reticulum-plasma membrane contact site; plasma membrane; endoplasmic reticulum membrane
Molecular function (GO): sterol transfer activity; sterol binding
Source: RefSeq, a predicted model, not a curated record